GCUAGAUCUCGAAAUACUCAUACAUAGUAAAAUCUUGACACUACUCUCUCUCUAUCUUUAGUCUUUUAUAAUAAUGAUACAAAUGGAGGCCAUAGAUGAUCAUGACAGUCAGACGCUUCUCUCGGUGGCAACUCCAGCUGCGUUUGAGAUGGGCAGCCUUCCGACAAUCGUGAUAACGGCGGAUCCUUCUGGAAACGAUUUAACGGCGCCACCAAAGCCGGUGAUAAUCAUUUCCCCAACAGUCGCCGGAAAUUAUCCCGUCGUUUUAUUCUUUCAUGGCUUUUAUCUCCACAACUACUUCUACUCUGACCUUCUUAACCACGUCGCUUCUCAUGGCUACAUUCUUGUUGCCCCACAGUUAUGCAAAUUAAUGCCGCCGGGAGGGCAAGUGGAAGUGGACGAUGCUGGAAGUGUUAUAAACUGGACAACAGAGAACCUCAAAGCUCACCUCCCAAGUUCAGUAAACGCUCAUGGCGAAUACACCGCACUCGUGGGACACAGCCGUGGCGGGAAAACCGCGUUUGCUGUUGCGUUAGGCCACGCCGCAACAUUAGCCCCGUCCUUUAAAUUUUCAGCUUUAAUAGGAAUUGAUCCAGUAGCAGGAGCCAACAAAUGCAUGAGAACAGAUCCGCAUAUCUUAACCUAUGAACCGGACUCGUUCGAGCUGGACAUACCGAUUGCAGUGGUGGGAACGGGACUCGGACCGAAGAGGAACAACGUGAUGCCGCCAUGCGCACCAGCGGACUUGAACCAUGAGGAGUUUUACAAAGAGUGUAAGGCGACGAAAUCUCACUUCGUGGCUGCGGAUUUCGGACAUAUGGAUAUGUUGGACGAUGAUUUGCCCGGUUUUGUCGGGUUUAUGGCCGGUUGUAUGUGUAAGAAUGGGAAAGGAAAAAAGAGUGAGAUGAGGAAAUUUGUGGGUGGCAUUGUGGUUGCGUUUCUCAAGUAUAGCUUAUGGGGUGAAAAAUCGGAGAUUCGACGGAUUGUGAAGGAUCCUUUGGUUUCUCCGGUGAGACUUGAUCCUGCACCGGAGUUGGAAGAAGCUUCUGGUUAACUCGUCAAGAAUUGUGGUUUUAUGCAGUAGAUGUAAUCGGCUUGUGCACGUUAUUUCUCUAUCUAAAAUAAAUGCUAAUGAUAUAACUGUGGAAAUAUCUAAAUCAUAUGAGUCUCGAGAUAAGAUUUUCAAAAUGAGAGGUGAGAUAGAUUAUAAGAAAAAUCUAAAAGAACAGUGAACUAUAGUUUUGAA
Messenger RNA from Camelina sativa (false flax), 1246 nucleotides. Its product is annotated as chlorophyllase-1. NCBI's taxonomy places the organism in Eukaryota, Viridiplantae, Streptophyta, Magnoliopsida, Brassicales, Brassicaceae. The record is from RefSeq and is a predicted model, not a curated record. Gene Ontology annotation, molecular function: chlorophyllase activity. Gene Ontology annotation, biological process: chlorophyll catabolic process.